This is a messenger RNA of Trypanosoma grayi, 1332 nucleotides long. RefSeq lists its product as hypothetical. Lineage: Eukaryota; Euglenozoa; Kinetoplastea; Trypanosomatida; Trypanosomatidae. The record is from RefSeq and is a predicted model, not a curated record. Bases 1 to 1332 code for a protein of 443 amino acids. The transcript has a single exon.
AUGUUUGCGGAGCGCACCGCAAAGGCUGCAGGAGCACCACAGAAGGCAUCACCAGCAGCGAAAACAAGCAGUUCACGACAGGGGACGACAGUAACAAGAUCAGAGAGCUCUAAUGGGCAAACUGACUCUUCUGAGUCCGAGCGUAGAGUUGGCGCAGAUGGGACUGGUGGAACUGCAGCCAGCGUGCAGGGGCUGGAGAGACAAACGACUGCUGUUCAGACAGAAGUGGAGCAUGAAGAGAGAGAAAUGAGAGAUGGCGUGGAAACGGUGAGGAAUGGUAAGAUGAAAAGUGAGACGUUGACGAAAAGCCAGGAGCGUGAAAACCAAGAGCAUAUUCCUGGGGAUUCACCGGGUCAUCAAACUGGACACUCUGAUUCCUCUCUGUCAGCAAGUAAUAACCAUCUGUCUGUGGCUUCGAGCAGUGAGACAUCAACAACAACAUCACAAUCCACACCAACGGCCGAUGAAGAAGAUCAGCGUGCAGUUGUGGAGCGGCAAGAGCACGGUGCGUUGCAAGGGGAAGUAUCGGUGCCAGUUGCAGUCCACACAGUGCCAAAGAAUAUUCUUCCAUCGGACCACAACACGAACGAACUGAGCCAGAAUCAACAAAGAACGAUGAAUGGCGGUACCUCUCACGAAGAGGAGAAGAGUACUGAUAUGGUUACAGUGGUCACCCCAGAGAUUAAUGCCGAAACUGAGGAAGAGGAACCGCAAGUGUCAAAAUUGGGUCCCGUCCCAUCCGUUGAGGUGGGAGAAACAGUGCCACUGGCAUUUCAACAUGGAGCACUGAUGGUCGCUGUGGAAGCGUCGGGAACCGAAGCUACGGUUACGACACCAGCCAAGGUGGUGGCGGCAGAGGCGGACAAAGCAAUGGAGUACGUCACGGAAGCGGCGACAAACGCUGCGGCUGCACUGGUAAAGGCUUCGGCGGCAGAGAAUAGCGCUGGAAUGAUGUUGAAGAGCACCACUGAUGCCGUGGAGAGCGCCGGGCUGUUGCUGAGCAUGGCUGAAAAGGCAGCGCGUACUGUUAAAGAUGCAACACGAGAAGCAGAGGCAACUGCAACAGAGAAGGUUGAAGAUACAAUACAGAAGGCAGGGACAGCUUCGCCGGAGAAGGUCAAAGGUGCAACGCGAGAAGCAGAGGCAACUGUAACACAGAAGGUUGAGGAGGAAGGAAAGCAUAUUUCCAACAGAGCAACAGAUGCAAAGACUGAGACGGGUGCUGUUGUUGUGAAGGUGAUUCGCAAAGCGGACGGCAGUAGCGUCUCUGCGUGGAUACGCGUGCCGCUUCUUCUGUCGGGGGCACUCGCCUAUGUGACUCUGUGCCAAUGA